AAUUCAGUGCUUCAGAUAGCAAUGAUAACAAACGCACAUUCAGCUGUUGAUUUUUAAACUUUACUGGAAAAUGACGAUACAAUUUCGCGGAAAGACAGCUGUUUCGUGAUAAUUUGGCUCCAGUAGUGAUCUGUCAGUCAUUGUCGGUUGUAUUUUCUCCCUGAAUGAGUGAUAAAUUUGUGACUACAUUCGCUGUCAAGGAAAACAAAACAUGGCUGAAGUUGCAAGAGACGCGAGUCAGAGACAAAGACGAAGAAGAAAGCGAAUGUCGAGAGACCUAGACGAUCACACAAACGAGAGCUUAGAAUCGCCAAGUUCUUUACCAGAAAGAGUUCCGUUACAAGAAGUCGUAGACGGAGAGAAAGGUGGCGUUCCUCACAGUGCGUCGAACAACUCCGGUGAUCAAGAAGGGAGUUCUGGGAUUCACCAAUCUACUGGGGAAAGACGAAACCGCGCCAGAAGACCUAGAAGGAGAUCUAGAAUGGAAAAUGGGGAUGUGUAUGAUGGAAUGGAGACAUCAAAAACACUUGAUAUGCCAGAAAAGAAAAGAUAUAAACGGCCGUCGUCUGGUGGGGUAAGGCAUACAAGAAGAUCUGCUAGUGCUGAAAUGAUUGAUAGAGAGGAUGAUGAAAUGAUGGGAGACAAUGAAAACUUGAGUCCAGCAAGAAGGAGACCAAGACGAAAGAAAACCCAUGGCUCAAAAGAUGUUGUCAAUGGAGAAGAAUACAUUAAUGAUUAUGAUGGAUAUGAUGGCCCGGGAGACCCAAAGAGGUUGAGACCAAAAAAACAUAAAACAAAGAAAUUGCAAAGACAACAAAAUGGAACUUCAGCAGAAGAAGAUAACUAUAAUGCAGAUAUUGAUGGAGAAGCUUCAACAGUGGACUAUUACAAAGUGGACAAAGAAGACAUUGUUGUAGCUGACACGCCAGAGACGGCACCACCUGCCCUCCCUCCUACAGCACAGACUCUGCCAAGUCAGCCAUUAGAUGUUGUUUUUAUUGAAAGAAGAGACGGUCAGGGCUUUACACGUGAAAGGAAAACGAGGCUACUGCAGCUAGAGGAGGAGAGGAAAGAACCUCAGUCGAUUCCCAGCAGCAGGCCGAUGACAACUGCUGAGUUUGCUGUGUCUGUGCACCGAGCUUUUAGAUCAUUUUCUCUUUUUUGUCAUGGACUCCUUGCAGGUCUUGCACUCUGUCAAGUCAUAUUUGUUUACUCGCUAAGCAACAGUAGUGAAGGAGAUGUAGUGUUCUUAGACAACUACUACAAACUGGCGCAACCUUUGCAGUCUCUUUACUACAUGCUGUUUGCCAUUUGUACAGUGUCCGUCUUCGACAGAUAUGACAUGGCAAAUCCACGGUCUGGGUUUUUCCAUGGCCUGCUCACAAGACCGUCUAGGAUUCUCUCAAUUAGUGCAUAUCUCUUUGCUCUGGUUUUCUCGAUUAGUGUGGCGAAUAUAGACGACAGAAUUAGUCUUUAUAAAGUGCAUGACAACUUAUGGGGAGACGCAGAAACGUCUUCUUUGUUGGAGACUUGGAGGAUCAUCAAUCUUAUGCGUGUAUUAGGAGCCGUGUUGGGAUGGGUCUUGGUGUCUGUUCAGCCAACAAAGGACUACACGGCUCAAAACUUGUAUGAGGGAGAGCUGUUACCCGGAGAACAGAGAGUGACACAGCAACGACCCGCUAACAGCGAGCCUCAACUGGUGGUGUAAUCAGGCAGACACAGUGAUGGAGACUGGGUCGAGCAACAUUUCAAGACUGGGCCGAGCUAGACUAGUCCGUCAGCGGGCACCAUGUUAUUCGUAGAGAAAAACUUUAAGAACAGACGUUUUAAAAGUUCAACUCUUUGAGCACAGAGCUUUACUUCUAGUUUGUACUUUUAAAGAGAGCUACAUGCUGUACGUUUUCUUGUUUUAAAAGGCGAACGUUUUCCAUUAUACGUGGUCUAGGAGAUCAUUGUAAAUGAAGAUUUUAUUUCCGAUAAAAGCCGCUUAUUAUUAUCCAUGUUCCUGAAAGGUUUUCUACCUAGUCAAAGAGUGGCCAAAGUGUUUCGCUGUACGUAAACAUCCAAGUUUUAAGUAUUAGUACAAAAACUUAUAUCACAUGAGCAGGUAAUAAAUUUUGUUUUGUUUUGUGAUUAA
Molecule: messenger RNA, 2137 nt
Organism: Orbicella faveolata
Lineage: Eukaryota; Metazoa; Cnidaria; Anthozoa; Scleractinia; Merulinidae
Product: transmembrane protein 237-like
Biological process (GO): cilium assembly
Cellular component (GO): ciliary transition zone
Source: RefSeq, a predicted model, not a curated record